Molecule: messenger RNA, 2214 nt
Organism: Aethina tumida (small hive beetle)
Lineage: Eukaryota; Metazoa; Arthropoda; Insecta; Coleoptera; Nitidulidae
Exons: 2
Coding region: 1212-1934 (240 amino acids)
Source: RefSeq, a predicted model, not a curated record
UGUGUGAAGCCUGUAUCUAUGGAAAGUCCAAGAGGCGAUCCUUCAAAUCAUCCGAAAAACGUACAUAUAGACCGGGUGAAAUAAUACAUUCUGAUGUGGUUGGUCCGAUAGCAACUGAAUCCAUUGGUGGCGCAAGAUUCUACGUUACAUUUAAGGAUGAUACCACAGGUUUUAUAUACCUGUAUGUGCUAAAGCAUAAGAGCGAAGUGCUAGAGAAAUUCAAUACUUUUGUUGAAUUAAUUAAAAAUCAAUUUAAUCGGGUUGUCAAAGUACUUCGUUCGGAUAAUGGAACUGAGUACAUGAACAAAAUCUUUAACAAUUAUUUAACAGAAAAAGGUAUCAUACAUGGACGAACGGCGCCUUUUACUCCGGAACAGAAUGGGCGAGCUGAAAGAGACCUUCGAACCAUUUCGGAACUAGCUGCUUCUAUGUUGCACGCUCGCAACUUGUCAAAAAGUUUGUGGGCAGAGGCAGUCAAUAUGGCCGAAGUAUGUCGUACAAUAAAUUGCUCUAAUUAUAUAAUAUAACCCAACGUUAUUUGUAAUUUGUGUUUUUGUUUGUCAUAUCAGAUAAAUAAGCCACUAUGGUCGGCCAACACAACAACAAACGUUCAAUAGCUUGAUGUUGAGUUAACCACUAUUAUAUUUAACUACUAUUAUUUUUCCUUAAUUUGCAUUCGAGCCUUUGCAAACUUACCAAAAAAACUCAAAUUCUGCCUCCCGUUUCGGACUAUCACGCACAAAUUUAAUUAGAAACGUUACUACUUCAUGAAUCCAUGGUGGUCUUUGUUUACAAGCAGUUUUUACUUACAAUUAAAUUGCAUGUAUGAGAAGGGCAAGGAAGUUUCCUUUCAUGGUAAAACUGCAUUGUAGCGGCCUAAGAUUAAGUUGGCAAUUCUGGAACCUCGAAAUUGGACUCAACGUUGCCGCUGUGAAUUUUUAUAUUUUCAUUCAAUAUUUCAUUUCUAACCUGUGUUCGUGUUUAUCCUUUUGUGUAGUGUUAUCUUCGUGUUUAUUAAUUUGUGUUAGUUUGAUUUAUAGACAAUUUUUAUUGUGUUUGAUUUGGUAUUAUAUUAAAUUUGUUAGUAAGUAAAAAAUUAAUUUAAAUAUAUAUUAUAUUAUUAAUCUUAUUUCAACUAUUUCAGAUUGUGCUAUAGCUUUAGUUUAGUAUUUUUAGGUAUUCAUAUUUUUAUUUUAAUUAUAAUAUUAGCUAUGAAUAAUAAUAAUUUUGAAACGAAAUUGUUUAGUUUUUUUAAGGAUUUGAAUAUAAUGGCGCCAACAGAAAUUGUUGACGAAGUCCUCACUAUUGAGGAAAUUAAAAUUGAAAAUCAUUGUUUAAGAGAUUUCCCCGAAUCAAAAAAAGAGAUGAUGGAGUGGUUGGCCAGAAGAGGCUUAAUAAAAAACCAUUUCACUUGCGAUGUGUGUGACAUUCCUAUGUCUCUAAACAAAUAUUCAGGUGGAAUAGACGGUUUUCGGUGGAAAUGCCGAUUAUGUACCACCCGAAAAUCGAUAAGGCAUGGCUCAUUUUUUGCUAACAGCAAACUUAGUUUGCUACAAUCAAUGAUCAUCAUUUAUUGUUGGAGCAUAGAAAUGCCACACGAAGACAUUGAGAGGGAGGCACACCUUGGAUCAAAUUCCACCCACACAAUAGUGGACUGGUGUUCGUUUUGGCGGGAAAUUUGUGAGGUGGACCUCAUAAACAAUCCGAACGUUAUUGGGGGUUUUGAUGAGGAAACUCUCGAGCCCAAAACGGUGGAGAUUGAUGAGUCCAAGUUUUCCCACCGCAAAUAUAAUAGAGGUCGGUGGACUGAGGGAAAGUGGGUAUUUGGAGGAAUUGAAAGGGGAACAGGGAAAUGCUUCCUUGUUGAAGUUCCUGAUAGGACAACUGCAACCCUCCACGAAAUGAUUCAGAGGUUUGAAUGUAUUUCUGAUUAGGGCUUUGUAAUAGCUUAUAAUUGAUGAAUAUGCUCAUUUCCAAAUAAAUCGCAGAUUUUCCAUGGAAAUUUCUCGAUUUAUAAGGAAAAUUGCACUGUAGUUACUAUUUUUAGACAAAAAACAAUUUAUGGUAAGUGAUAUUUUAAACAAAUAUAUGCCAAGCCAGGAGGAUGACAGGUAACACGUUAAUAGUAUUAAGAUUUUAUCAAUUAUGUUUUAUUAUUAUUUUACAUACCUUUUGAGUUUAUUUUAUUAUUAUCUUACAGAAUACCUUUUGAGU